AUGGGAGGGAGCCCGGCUAGUCCGCUGGCGCACAACCAGCAGGGUGGCUCUGACGACGGCCUCGGCGGAUCCCCUCUCAGCUCAUCUGACAGACGCUGCCGGACGCCUGGGAGGUUGCUUCUCAGCUUCUUGGAGCAGUGGUGGAGGAAGCAGGUGCGGAAAUGGGCGGGGAGCACAACCCCGGCGAGCCAGCGUGGGGACCUCGUGAUGACCCAGUCUUCUGUCUCCAUGGCUGUGUCUCCAGGAGAGGCUGUCACCAUGAGCUGCAAGUCCAGUCAGGGUAUUAGCAACAAUGUAGACUGGUACCAGCAGAAACCAGGACAGGCUGCUUGGAUACAAGCCUGGCUGCUCAGACUCUUAUUAAUGGGGCUUCCCUUUUUAGUGGGGCAUGAGUGCCUCAGACAGAUGAGCAAGAUGGUGCCACAGUCCCAAUCCCUCAUCCUCCUGGUGCUCUGGGUCUCAGGUGCAAGUGGGGACAUCGUGAUGACCCAGUCUCCAGCCUCUCUGGCUGUGUCUCCAGGAGAGACCAUCACCAUCAACUGCAAGUCGAGUCAGAGUAUUUUUUACAGCUCCAACCAGAACUUCUUAGCCUGGUACCAAAAGAAAACUGGACAGGCCCCUAAACUGCUCAUCUCCUGGGGAUCCACCAGGGCAUCUGGGGUCCCCAACAGAUUCACUGGCAGUGGGUCUGGGACAGAUUUCACUCUCGCCAUCAGUAAGUUCCAGCCUGAGGAUGUGGCAGAGUAUUACUGUCAGCAACACUACAGCUCUCCUCCCACAGUGCUUCAGCCUCGAACACAAACCUCCUCCCCAGGCAUGUUUGUCAGGGAGUCCUCCUGCAGCAGCUGUUUCCUCCCCUCACAGCCCUGA
Messenger RNA from Choloepus didactylus (southern two-toed sloth), 870 nucleotides. RefSeq lists its product as uncharacterized. NCBI's taxonomy places the organism in Eukaryota, Metazoa, Chordata, Mammalia, Pilosa, Megalonychidae. The transcript is spliced from 4 exons. The record is from RefSeq and is a predicted model, not a curated record. The coding region runs from base 1 to 870 and encodes 289 amino acids. Gene Ontology annotation, biological process: immune response; immunoglobulin production.